Molecule: messenger RNA, 931 nt
Organism: Cuscuta europaea
Lineage: Eukaryota; Viridiplantae; Streptophyta; Magnoliopsida; Solanales; Convolvulaceae
Source: the annotation of a GenBank genome assembly
AAAAAAUCCAAGUUUGGAGGGUGUAUGAGAUGAAAAAGUACGGAACCAAGAUCAUGCUGUAAGCUCAACAAGUCAUUAGCUCAAGGCAUUUUUCCCAAAUUCAACUGGCGAUUUGCUUCGGAAGGACACAUGGAGUCGUCAGAGAUGUCGGAAGUCCUACUCUCCGAUGGCGGUUUCCAAAUCCAGCAAAUCGAACAUCUUAAGUACGCUCACGCUGGCCCUGAAGGACGCGGCGAUGCCGAGGAUCACAAUGAGGAACCUCUAACGGCGUCGUUUCGCAAGAACGACGUGCUGAAAGCCCUGAAAGUCAUGGAGAGGGACUCAAUGGCCAUUGCUCAGAGCUUCACUGGUCUCUUCGCCUCCCUUCGAACUACCCUCUCGGAGGUUACAAGCAAUUCAGUUGAUCAUAUGAGUUGUUUCAGUGAAGCAGCUGGUCGUCUUCAAGAAUGUGCUCUUGAUGCAGCAACCAAGGGGAACCACUAUAUUAAUUCUAGCCUCAGGUAGUUCCCUCCUUGACAUAAAUUCCAAUGGUAAAGAUAUUGAGAAAGGGUUAAACGAGGAAAUGAAAGGCAUUGAGAAUCUUGCCUCACAGCUCAAAACCCUUCGCAGAAAUGUAGAUGCCCUAGACACGGCUGUGAACAGGCUCACUCGUUUCCCAUGAUUCUAUUUGGUUUUGCAGUAUUACCACAAGUCCACAACUGUCUUAUUUUGCAUGUCUUGUUUAACAUUUAUUGGUGAAAUGAACUCAAAUUUCAUCUAUUCGUUUUCUGUAUAUUUUAGAAAUACUGUUUUUUUAAUUUUAUUAGCAUGUAUUCCUUUGCCCUGGUUUGAAAGUCUUAGGAUAUGAUUGAUACAAUUAGUUGAAAAGACACUUAUGAAUUCUUUAGUAAUCGUUAACUUUUAAUGAUCGAAAAGAUUUUAAAAAAUAAAA